Messenger RNA from Procambarus clarkii (red swamp crayfish), 494 nucleotides. RefSeq names its product neuropeptide-like protein 31. The record is from RefSeq and is a predicted model, not a curated record. NCBI's taxonomy places the organism in Eukaryota, Metazoa, Arthropoda, Malacostraca, Decapoda, Cambaridae.
ACGAGGGCUAUAUAACCUCGCGCUGCGUCCACCUCAACACAGUCGACUCACUCACAACAGAGCCAUGAAGAUCCUGAUCGUUGUAGCAUUCCUGGCGGCCAUGUGCUUGGCGGCCACAAGCGCUGAGCCUUCCCCAGAUGCCGAACCCGGUCACUUCAGGAGAGGUUUCGGUGGAGGAUUCGGUGGAGGCUUUGGUGGAGGCUUCGGAAGAGGCUUCGGAGGAUAUGGAGGACACCGUGGAAAGAGGAGUGCUGAAGCUGACCCUGAGCCCGCUGCUGACCCUGAAGCCGAUCCCGGUUACUUUGGUAGAGGAUUUGGUGGAGGCUUCGGUGGUGGCUUCGGUCGCUUCGGUGGUGGCUUCGGAGGUUUCGGUGGUGGAUAUGGACGGGGAGGCCUUUAUGGUUGAUCACCUUCUGUCAAGUCCGCCACAUUCCUGGUGACUACUUGUCUCACUCUCUCAAUGUGAAAAUGCAAAAUAUACAAGUAAACACACA